Actinia tenebrosa (Australian red waratah sea anemone) is the source of this 3748-nucleotide messenger RNA. RefSeq names its product transient receptor potential cation channel subfamily A member 1. Gene Ontology annotation, cellular component: transmembrane transporter complex; membrane. NCBI's taxonomy places the organism in Eukaryota, Metazoa, Cnidaria, Anthozoa, Actiniaria, Actiniidae. The record is from RefSeq and is a predicted model, not a curated record. Gene Ontology annotation, biological process: monoatomic ion transmembrane transport. Gene Ontology annotation, molecular function: monoatomic ion channel activity; protein binding.
AUGAAUGCUCAAAGUGUAGCCUUGGUAAUCAAAUAGAACGUGAAAGUCUCACAUUUAUGUUGACACAAAGUAGGAAGCACGGAAAUCAUUCAGUCUAACAUAUAGCUCUAUAGUUUGUCUUCCACAUUAGAAAAAAAGCUAACUCGUUAUACAAAUGAGUCAGUCUAGUCUAACUCACCUUAUCGGUGAAGCUGGAAAAUCUUGCCAAAUGCAAGGACUACCAAGUUCAGUUUCUCCAUCUAAUGUUAGCUUUUCUCCACAGAAGGCGCAUAAACAGAAAUUCUCGGUUGGACCCGAACCAACAUCUUUACAGCUCAAAAAAAGAAUAUGCAGGAGUGUGGAACGAAAUGUUAUCGAGGAAAUUAAUCUCCAUCAGACAUGUAGAGAUGGUAUGUAUGACGCCGUGCAGGUUCUCCUUUCCGAUGGAUCACGUGACGUCAAUAAAAUAGACUCUUGUGGCUUCAGUCCUCUUCACUACGCGGCCAAGUAUAAUCACGCUGACAUCGCAUCGCUCCUGUUGGACCAUGGUGCAGAUCCAAGCCAGUUUAACCUGUAUGAUACGAGAAAACUCACACCACUUCAGAUAGCGUGUUGGUUCAAUUCUCUAGAAGUUGUACGCGUACUCCUUACCAGUGGUCCCAAAGGCCCCGAAGAGGAGGGGUUUGAACAGCGGGCUAUUCACUGCGCAGCCGCAAGAGGAAGCCUCAAGAUUGUUGAGGAAUUAUUACUUGUUGGGAAGGUCGACCCAAAUGCCAUCGACAAAAUCGGGUUCACGCCUCUGCACAUCGCAGCAUCUAGAGGACGAGAAAAAAUUGUCAAAGUAUUGGUGGAUCAUGGAGCAGACGUUACCAUCCAAGACCAUGACGGUAACAUGCCCACACACAUAGCAGCUCGUGAAGGCCACGCAGCCACCCUCAAGGCUUUGCUUCAAUCAGUCAGUGGGAAAGCCAUAUCGAUGGAGCAUGUUCUCCGGAGCAAUGGCACAGGCUCGUGUCUGCAGUUAGCCACAAGAAGAUCAAACGUAGAGGCAGCAAAGGUUUGUAUCGAGUUUAAAGCAAGUACAUCGGCUAACUUGGACGAUACAACUCCUCCCCUCCACACAGCCUGUAUCCUUGGAAACAUGGAGCUCUUGAAAAGCAUAGUAUCCAGUGGCGCUUCGCUGGAGGCCGAGGACAUCGAAGGGAUGACUCCGAUUCUCAGAGCAUGUCUGAACGGCAACGUGGAAAUUAUCGAAUACUUGAUCAAUGAGGGUGCCAGUCUGGAGGCAGAAGUGGACGCACCCUCCCCUCUCAUGUGUGCCGUCAAGAGGGGGCAUUCCGACGCCAUCCGCUUACUUCUUAGGAGAGGCUCAUCGGUGUUUGUUCGGGACUUACAUCAAAGAACAUGUCUACAUGUGGCAGUUUGGAGUGACAAUGAAGGAACACUGGAUAUAUUGUUGGAAGAUUGUCUCGCUCUUAUCAACAGUCGUGAUAAGGAGUGUAACACGCCCCUUCACUAUGCCGCUCUCAAUGGCAACCUUAAGAUGAUUCUCAAGUUAUUGGACUCGGGAGCUGAUAACAAUCUUGGCGAUGACGAAGACAAGCUGCCCAUACACCUCGCAGCGGAGGUUGGUGACCUGGAAUGUUUCAAAGCUUUAUUUGACAUCAACCCGGAGUCUAUCCACGCUACAGAUUACAGGCUCCGUACACCUCUAUACUAUGCUGCGCUGGAAAACCACACUGAGGUAGUUAGCUUCUUGAUUGAAAACGGUGCCCACGUUAACAUAAGGGAUGAUGAUCGUCUUAGCCCACUGUUAGCUGUUUGUCGAGAAAGUUCUGUAGACAUUGUUGAACUUCUACUAAAUCAUGGAGCCAAUCUUGAAUCGCUCAGUAAGAAUCGGGCGACGGCGCUGCUUGUUGCUUCAUUCUACGGCAACUCACAUGUUGUAAGGACACUUUUGAACAGAGGUGCAAAAAUUGAAGUCGACGAAUCGCCAUUUGGUAAAGGCUGCCUUGAAGCCGCGAUGCGUGGUGGCCAGAAAGAUACGUGCAUGGAGAUAAUAAAACAUAAAAGAUGGCGAGAUGCGCUAAAGGUCAAAGAUCAUGAGGGAUUCACGUGCAUGAAGGGGCUGAUAGAAAAGUACCCGGAUGUAGCCAAGGUCGUACUGGAUAAGUGUGUAGUGUCUUCCAAUUAUCCUCCUACAGACGAAAAACACUCGAUAACUUAUAACUUCGAGUUUCUGAGCAUACAUCCAGACGAAAGGAUAUAUACGGGAUGUGACACUUACUUUGGUCCACUGACUAUGUUACAAAAUGGAAGAAGUGAACUUCUUCUUCAUCCAGUAACGAGGGAGCUCUUGAGGGCAAAAUGGAAUGCUAUUGCCAAGUACCAGGUGCUGUUUGCGUUAUCGAUGUAUAUUACAUUUGCCAUCAAUUUUACGCUUUACAUCAUCUGUUUUGGACAAAUAAACCCCAAUACUGGAAAAAUGAUUUCUUAUGACUACCCGUUUUGCAGAGAUGAAGUGAUGAACUAUCAGUCUUUGGCGGUUUCUUUAUUCUCUGGAAUAUGGCUUCUUACUCAUAUGUAUCGAGCACUAAGAGAGAGAUGGAACUACAUGAACCGCGACAGCUUGGUCGAAGUGGUGAUGCUGUUGUCUUGUCUCAUGUCAUCCGCAUUCGGUGAAUACGUACUCGUACUGGACCAAAAAGAGCAGUUUACCUGGGGUAUCUACUCCAUUGUCGUCUGCUAUAUAGUGCUUCUUUUCUAUAUACAAACGGUUUUUGAUUCUGGAAUAUACGUGACCAUGUUGUUUGUUGUGCUUAAAUCUCUAGUGAAGGUUUUUGCAAUUUUUCUCAUUCUCAUUGUAGCAUUUGCUCUCGUCUUCACUUUCUUGCUCUAUAAAGGAGAAGAACUGGGAAAUAUUCAAGGUCCUAACAACACGACAAUAGUAAUUAAGCAUCCAUUCAAUAAUAUCUGGAGCGCGGCCGUAAAAGUCAUGGCCAUGAUGAUUGGUGAGCUGGAGUACACAAGAUUCUUUGUAGAACAGGAUAAUGAUAGCCCACCCUUGACUAUCUUCAUCUUUGUGGUCUUUUGUCUUUUGCUACCAAUCGUACUAAUGAAUCUACUCAUUGGUUUGGCAGUUGGCGAUAUAGAGUCCGUACAGAAGAACGCCGAGCUCAAGCUACUGACAAUAAAGAUUGAGGUCAUUUACGCUACAGAGCAACAACUUCCAGCAUUCAUUCUACGAUAUUUUUACAAGCCAUCUGUGGUUCAAUACCCGAAUAGGUCGCGAGGAUGGUGCUCCAAAUGUAUCGAGGCUGUAGGUCACAGGUUGUCUGGAAGCUCCAGUGACAAAGAUGAUAUGGCAGAGGACACAGAACAAACAGAAAGGGAUUCAUUAGAGAAACUCGUGACUAAAUUAUGCGGGCAAAUCAAGGAACAAGAUAAGAGGAUGGACAAACUUGUUAGCGAUGUUGAACAGCAAAGGACGAUAUUGGAUCAAAUAGCAGAUAUUGUUUUCAGAGAAAGCGACAGCCGUCUCUAACAGGAUGCAAAACCAUUUCAUUAAAUGGAAAAUUGAAGAGACUGGUAACGAAAUCAACUCGCUGAGAAUUGUGGGAAAAGAGAAGCUGAAAACGUCUCUUUAUCAACGCCAUCUCUUUUAAGUAGACUUAAAAGUCUUUUAGCAAAUGUCUCACACUACCUGAGAAAACGAGAGAAAAUGAAUAAUUAAACAAAUAGGAGACGAAGUCGGCAGGUUGCUUGAAAA